Sesamum indicum (sesame) is the source of this 2089-nucleotide messenger RNA. Its product is annotated as NAC domain containing protein 50. Gene Ontology annotation, biological process: regulation of DNA-templated transcription. Lineage: Eukaryota; Viridiplantae; Streptophyta; Magnoliopsida; Lamiales; Pedaliaceae. Gene Ontology annotation, molecular function: DNA binding. The record is from RefSeq and is a predicted model, not a curated record.
CAAUCCCAUCCUUUUCUUUAUCCUUCAUUUGUUCUUCGAUUUCUGUGUGAAGCAAGCAUCCAUACCCACUCACACACACCACUCUCACCAUUUUUUGGCCCAUGGGCAAAAAUCAAGACCCCCCUCAAAAAGGGGGGAUAAAUUAUCUGUUUUUCAUUUUAUUUCACUGGUGAAUUCAUAAAAAGAAACAAAAAAACCUCUGCUUGCCUUCUAAUCUUCCUUCAUUUCUAUUGAAGCCCAGGUUUCUUGCUGCUUUUUGAGUAGACUUCGUAUCUGGGCUUUUGAAUUUAUGUCUUGAGUGUUGUUGUGUAGCCUCAAGGCUCUGAAUUUUUCCCUUUUUUUUGGGGUGGGAGUGGGAGGUGGGAUAAUUGGAAAUCUUGGAAUGGAGAUGGGACAGGAGGUAGUGGUGGCGGCCGUGGGCACAGGGGCGAAGCCGGGGAGGAUGGGGGCUCCGCCGCCAACUUCCUUGGCACCGGGGUUCAGGUUUCAUCCGACGGAUGAGGAGUUGGUGAGGUACUAUUUGAGGAGGAUAGUUUGUGGGAAGCCGUUCCGGUUUCAAGCAGUUACAGAAAUUGAUGUGUAUAAAUCUGAGCCUUGGGAGCUUGCUGUAGAUUAUUCAUCGCUGAAGACGAGAGAUCUAGAGUGGUACUUUUUCAGCCCCGUGGAUAGGAAGUACGGCAAUGGGUCUCGGCUGAAUCGUGCCACUGGCAAAGGGUACUGGAAAGCCACUGGGAAGGAUCGAUCUGUACGUCAUAAGAACCAAACCAUAGGAAUGAAGAAAACACUUGUUUUCCACAGCGGGCGAGCUCCUGAUGGAAAGAAAACUAACUGGGUAAUGCAUGAGUAUAGGCUUUGUGAUUCAGAAUUGGAAAGGGCUGGCGUUUCACAGGAUGCCUUUGUGCUUUGUAGAAUCUUCCAAAAAAGUGGUCUGGGACCACCCAAUGGGGACCGAUAUGCCCCUUUCGUUGAAGAGGAAUGGGAUGAAGAUGCAGCACUGGUGAUUCCUGGAGGAGAUGCCGAGGAUGAUGUUGCCAAUGGUGAUGAAGCACGAGGGGAUUGUAAUGAACUUGACCAGGACACUAGCCCUCUUAGCAUUGCUCCUCCCCAGGUUGAGAAUCCAAUUGAGUUCCCAAGUCUUCCUUUCAUGUGCAAGAGGGAGAGAUCGAGCGAACCUGAACCCCUCUCAUUAGCUCAAAACAGCAAAAGAUCAAAGCAUGAUGAUCCAAACUCCAGCCAUGCAAAUGGGUCUGAAGAUUCAACCACAACUAGUCAGGAUCCAACUACAAUGAUGAUGACGAAAAAUAUUUCUGCACUUUUAGAAUUUCCCUUACUACAACCUGUUGGGUCGAAGGAAAACCAUCCUGCCAACCCGCCUACGUUUGACUCCUCCAACCUUGAGAAAUCUGUGCCUCCUGGGUACUUAAAAUUUAUCAGCAAUCUUGAGAAUGAGAUCCUGAACGUCUCCAUGGAGAAGGAGACGCUCAAGAUUGAAGUGAUGAGGGCACAAGCAAUGAUAAACAUUCUUCAAUCACGCAUCGACAUCUUGGCCAAAGAAAACGAGGAGUUCAGAAGACAAGCCUAGGAGCGCAAUAUCCUCUACCGCUGCUGUGUAUUCUAGUUUUGUAGUUGCAGAAACCAUCUCUGUUGGCCAUUUUCUUUGAUUGCAAAUACUUUUGUCUUUCUUAACAGGGACGACGAGUUCUUGGCCUUGAAGAGAUUUAGCUGUUUGCGGCAUCCAUUUAACCUAUCUUUAGUUUAGUUUAAUCUGAACGAUCAAUCUGUCGACUAUGUCUUUUCUCAUUCGAAUCAAAUUGACUUCUGAGUAUUGGAGUGAUGCUCCUAUGCUUGAAUUUUACCUGUAAUGGCAACUCGUCAGGGAGGGGGUAGUUUCGGGAUUAUAUGUCAUUUAUGUUUAUGUCGUGUAUCAAGUCCCUUGGGCAAAAUUGUACUUUUGGUCCUACAUGAUAGAUGGUGUUGUAUUUUUUAUUUUACAGUUUACGAAUUUAAUACAUUUGGUCCUAUAGGAUGAAAGUUGUGUAAUUUUAGCCCCGUAAAAUAAAAAUUGGUCCUAGCUAGCUGCACGAUUUAA